This is a messenger RNA of Trichomycterus rosablanca, 5124 nucleotides long. RefSeq names its product zinc finger, MYM-type 2 (gene zmym2). The record is from RefSeq and is a predicted model, not a curated record. NCBI's taxonomy places the organism in Eukaryota, Metazoa, Chordata, Actinopteri, Siluriformes, Trichomycteridae. The transcript is spliced from 24 exons. Gene Ontology annotation, molecular function: zinc ion binding. Bases 66 to 4178 code for a protein of 1370 amino acids.
UGUCACGGCACAAAACUGGCGCUAUAACGCUUGCAGCUCCGUCUACUCCGGUGGUUACCUAAGCGAUGGAUGGAGAGUUGGAGCCCAUGACAGAUGUGAAGGAGUCCAUUAGCAAUGGGGAGGAGCCCAUGGAAACCACACCUUCAACAGAGCUUUGCUCAGACGAGCAGCGUCAAGAAACUGAUGCCAUGACAACAGACCAACCCAAGGCUCCAGAGGAUAACGAUGAUGACGUUGUGCUAGUGGAGGAGCCCCACUGUCAGGGAGAGAACGUGGCAGCGAGCCCCUCCAGCAACCCCGCACCUGCCGAGGCCCUUGCUGCUGCCAAAGCCACAGACCAUGCAGAGUCUGCCACCACAGCAACAGCAUCCUCCAACACUCCUCCUCCUUCCUCUACAGCUGAAGCAGUUACCACUCCCCAAACCCAUACUGAGCCCAUUGUUAUCGAUGAUGAGGAAGAUUCUGAGCAAAGAUCUUCCUCUUUGUCAGCCAGUCAGAGCGGAGAAGCCUUGAGUAGCACAGAGCCAGACUCGGAAAUUAAAAUCGCUAGUGUCACUACAUUAGGAGCAUCGGAGGUCACUAUGGCGACGUCAGCAGAAACAUCUGUUGCCACGCCUGCUGAGGAAGGUAUGAACCUCAUGAUCACAAGUGUAACUUCAUUGAAAGGUGAUAGAGGAGCAGAGGCUGGGGGAGAGGAGGGGGUUGCAGAGAAUGGUCUGCAAAUUAGUAACACAUUCAGCCUAAAUCCAGAAGCCCAGCAGAGUCAAGAAUCGGCCAGCAGACCUUCAUCUACGUUUAACCCAGGACGCGUCAACUCAUCCACGCAGCCUGUUCAAAAUGGAGAGACUGGGACUCACCAGAGAUCUGAUUCCUGGAUCUCACAAUCGGCAUCCUUUCCCCGCAACCAAAAACAGCCAGGAGUGGAUUCUCCCUCCCACACAGCGUCUCUUCCUAAAGCACCAGGCCAGUCCUCGUCAGGCUCCCAGCAGCCCUCGCGCACCAUGAAGGUCACCUGCGCCAACUGCAAAAAGCCUUUAAAGAAAGGUCAGACUGCCUAUCAGCGUAAAGGCUCCUCUCACUUAUUUUGCUCCACCACCUGCCUAUCUGCCUUCUCCCACAAGCCCGCACCCAAGAAAAACUGCACUAUGUGCAAGAAGGACAUUACUACUAUGAAAGGAACAAUUGUGGCUCAGGUGGACUCAAGCGAGUCAUUUCAGGAGUUCUGCAGCACUGGCUGUCUGGCUGCGUAUGAAAAUAAACAAAAUACCCCAAAGAACACGCUCAAAACCAAGUGUACCGUCUGUGGAAAACUUACCGAGAUUCGACAUGAAGUUAGUUUUAAGAACGUCACCCACAAGAUCUGCAGCGACGCCUGCUUCAACCGUUACCGUAUGGCCAAUGGUCUGAUCAUGAACUGUUGUGAGCAGUGUGGAAACUACCUGCCCAGCCGGGCCACGGCAAAUCAUUUCUUACUUAUUGAUGGGCAGCAAAAACGGUUCUGUUGUCAGAACUGUGUCAGGGAGUACAAGCAGGCUCAUGGAAAGAUGGUCCAGUGUAGUGGAUGUAAAGUGAUGUGCAGGUCAUUUGAAGUUACUCAUGGCAUUGGACCCACUGGUAUUAUGGAGCCUUAUUGUUCCACAGCCUGUAUAACUAAAAGCAAAUUUUCAGCUGUAGCACCGAUUUUAGCUGCUGAGCCUUCCUGUCAUUUCUGUAAAAGAAAUGCAUUACCUCAAUAUCAGGCAACUCUGCCUGAAGGAAUCGUCUUAAGCUUCUGCAGCGCUCAGUGUGUCACAAAGUUCCAGAAUGCUACUAUUCAAGCAGCAGCCAAUGGUCAGCUUUCUGACCCGGCUACCUUUAACAUCCAGCUUAAAUGCACUUACUGCCGAGGCUCUUUUGGGCUGAAGCCUGAAAUUCUGGAGUGGGAGGAUAGAGUAUUCCAGUUCUGCAGUAAAACAUGUUGUGAAGACUAUAAGAAGCUCCAUUGUAUUGUAACUGUCUGCGAGUAUUGUCAAGAGGAGAAAACGCUUCAUGAGACUGUCAAGUACUCAGGGGUUAAAAAACCCUUCUGUAGUGAAGGUUGCAAGCUAUUGUUCAAGCGGGACUUCAUACAGCGUCUGGGCCUCAAGUGUGUUACCUGCAACCACUGCUCUCAGAUGUGCAAAAAAUCUGUAACCAAGCAGAUUGAUGAAGUCACAAGAGACUUCUGCAGUGAAACAUGUGCAAAUAAGUUUCAUGACUGGUACUACAAGGCGGCGCGCUGUGACUGCUGUAAAGUACAAGGGAGCUUGACGGAGUCGGUGCAGUGGCGUUCUGAAAUGAAACAGUUCUGUGACCAAGAGUGUCUUCUUCGAUUCUACAGCCAACAAAACGAGCCCAAUAUGGAAACACAGAAGGGGCCUGAAAACACAGGACUUGAUGGAGAGGCAAAGCUGACGGGGCCUGUGUCGUAUGCUGGAGGAGGUGCCCUUAAGGAUGUUAAGAAUAAAGCUGUACUUUGUAAACCCCUCACCAUGACCAAGGCUACCUACUGCAAACCUCAUAUGCAAAGUAAACCACUUCAGACAGAUGAAGAGGGUUUGGAAGGCUUGGUAAAAGAAUAUGUCCCUGUUCCAGUUCCCGUUCCUGUGUAUGUUCCUGUACCAAUGAAUCUCUAUGCUCAGGCAACACCCACACCUAUGACAAUACCAGUACCGGUACCUGUGCCAGUGUUUUUGCCCACCACUUUGCAGAGUGCUGAGCAGAUUGUAAAGACCAUAGACGAGCUUAAAGCCAAGGUUCUCCCUAAUCCUUUGGAGGCGGAUCUGAUAGCUAUGGCUGACAUCAUUGCUAAUGAUGAAAAGAAACGUGACUGCUCAGAGGCGGAUCUGAUAGCUAUGGCUGACAUGAUUGCUGAUGAUGAAAAGAAACGUGACCACUCAGAAAUCAAAUGUGAAAAGAUGAGUGAUGAAGUGAACCAAGAAACAGUAAAGAGUGAAAGUGAUGGUAGCAGUUCUGAGGAAGAGGAUGAGGACAAAUAUGAGCCGGAGCUGGACUUGGAGAAUGAUCUUCCUUUAGCAUCAGAGCCUGUGCCUGCCUUGGAGGGGCUUGAUGCAGAAAUGGGUUUCACUCUGCCGCCUGUCCUCAGUGAUGAACAAGAGGAGACAUCCUGUCCCAGACCCAGGCGGAGGGGUAAUAAGAGGCGGGCUGUGGAAACUAACUCUUCUCCAGCAUUGUCGGCAGAGCCCACUGCAACAGAUAGCUCAUUUCCCCUGAGCUUCAGGUAUGGACUUAAUGCGUGGAGGAGGUGGACCACAUUAUCAGCUGCAGAGUCCACUGACGAAAAGGUGAAAGGCUUGGACAAACAAGUGACCCCAUCUUUGCUGAUGAGCAAUCUUGAUUCUCUAAGCUCAGUUGAGCUGAACAAGGCUCUUGUACAGUUUGUGAAAGAGGUGCGUCGGCCCAAUGGCGAGUCCUAUUCUCCAGACAGCAUUUUCUACCUUUGCCUUAGCAUACAAAAGCAUUUGCAGAAAAAAGGAAGAAAGGAUGAUCUUUUUAAUGAUCCCUGCUACAAAAUGUUUGGGGAAGAACUUAACAAGAUACUCAAAGACUGGCAACCUAGUGUUCUUCCUGAUGGCUCUCUGUGGGGUCGUGUUGAGGAGUUGUGUCUGUGGAGCAGCAGACAGCUGGGAGAGCACACCCCUUCCGUUCUCCUGCGCUCCCUCGUCUAUCUCAACACAAAAUACUUUGGUCUGCGCACCGUCGAGCAGCAUUUGCGCCUCUCUUUUGCCAACAUCUACGGCCCCAGCACUUCCAAACCUCACGAUCACGAGACCACCGUCUGUAUUCGCAUCCCCUCCAUCUCACAGGAUCAGCAUGAACCAGCAGCAAGUAAGAGGAGACGUACAGAUGGAGAUGAUUCAGGCUUAGAGCUCAUUGAUGGUACGGGGGGCUCCACACACUGUCCUGUUAAAAAACGCGAGUGUCGUUUGUAUGAGCUUUAUCUUUCUAAGUGCCCGGAGUCUGUGAGGGAGAGGACAGAUUUUUUCUACGUGAAGCCAGAGGUCUCUUCUACCUCAGGUAGUCCACUGUGGUUCAGCUCAACUCCUCUAGAAAAGUGUGUCCUGGAAAGCCUUCUAACUCAAAUCCUUCUGGUGAGAGACGUCUACAGGGAGAGCUGCUCUGAAGAGGGGGGGAUUUAGAAAAACCGAAAGCUGUUGGUUCAACGAUAGCACCCACUGCAUUAUAUCAUACCCCAGUCCCUUUAAUCACACUGAUACUAUUAGAGCUAUAAGCAAUGAGAAUACUGUAUGUUGCGACCGGAGGUGUUUAAAGCUUAACACUGAUUUCUACAUCAGUGGCUUCUGAAGACUGGUGCUUUUUGUGAAGAGCAACCAAUAGACUGCUGCUUUUUUUCUUCCAUGUAUGUUUUCAUUUGUUAGGAACUUGAGUGUAUGUGAUGUAGCAUUAACUACGAAGCCCAGAUUGGGCUGCUGUGGUCUGUAAAUAUUUUCAGAAGUAAUGUCAGAGAGUUUGUGAAUGUGUGCGUGUUAAAAGCAAAAGCCAAUAAAAUACUACAAAUAAAUUGAACUCGACACAAACCCAACAAAGCUUUCAUAAAAUACAAGAAUUAUUUAUUGCAGGUUGUGAUGUGGUGGAGUCCUUUUUAUGACAGGAUUAAGUAUGGAUGUCUGACCAUUUCUCACCUUUUAUUAAAAGCAUUAAAACUUGCUUCAGCCAUUCAGCACCUAUUUGUGUUUGUUUCUAUCAUUCUCUCUUUUCCUUUAGAGUUUGGGUGUUGGGUGGCUGACAGGGUAUUUGUUAGUAUUUAUCCUUUAUUUCCGUUGCUGUUCUUUUGAACAAUGUGAUCUGAUUUACACCCCUCACUGCCGUGCAUUAUUUUCUUCAAGCCUACGUUACUGACAUUUAGGUUUUUGUUUAUUACAUUUAAAAUAAACAAAGCACUUGGUUUGAAAGUGCAAUGUUAACUCCACAGUGGCGUUGGUAAUGUGGUUGAUAGAGCACAUCAGUAUCUUUUUUCUGUACCUUAUUUUAUUGGAAGUGAUAAACGAUGUAUGGCUGAAUGAUACGUUUCAUGUUUUGUGUUUUUUUUUUUUAAACCAAUAAAUUAAUGUUAUGUUUCUUAAA